GAGUGAAAUCGAGGAAUUUCUGGACGAGUUGGCGGAGGAAUAUCCCGACCAAGCCGCGGUCAAGAAAAUCGGCGAGUCUGCGAAUGGAAGACCGAUCCACAUGGUGAUCAUCAGGCCCAGCGCCUCAGCGACUGCCACGACCAACGAAACCGGCGGACCUGCGGUCAUUAUCCUCGAUUCUGCCACUCACGCCCGGGAGUGGCUGACGGUGUCGACGACCCUGUACGUCAUCCAGCAGCUGCUGGACCAGCCCAGCAGUCCAGCUCGGGGCGUCGAGUGGCGGAUCAUUCCAGUCGUCAAUCCAGACGGUUACGUGUACUCCUGGGAAAAGGAUCGCCUGUGGAGGAAGAACCGCAGGAGCCUGCCUGGUCACUGCCAAGGCGUGGACCUCAACCGAAAUUUUGACGUGAAUUUCGGAGGGUCAAGCUUUACUGCCGCGUGCACCACCUUCGCCGCCUGCAGAGCAAGCUUUGAGCUGCUUUGAGCCGGAGGAGCUCGCUGGGAGCAUCGAGAUCGUGUCUGCAGAACAGAGCUAGCCCUCCAGGGCCGGUGCUCAGAGGUUACAGUGACGCGCAUAUUUAUUGGCAACUUUCAACUCUAAAUCUAAAUAUGGCACCUAUGUCCAAGAUACUGAUGAAAUAUUAGUGUGCUUGCAUUAAAAUGCUAGCCUGUAAUCGUGUAAGCACAUUUCUUAC
This is a messenger RNA of Hyalella azteca, 695 nucleotides long. RefSeq names its product zinc carboxypeptidase. NCBI's taxonomy places the organism in Eukaryota, Metazoa, Arthropoda, Malacostraca, Amphipoda, Hyalellidae. The record is from RefSeq and is a predicted model, not a curated record. The coding region runs from base 101 to 484 and encodes 127 amino acids. The transcript is spliced from 6 exons. Gene Ontology annotation, molecular function: zinc ion binding; metallocarboxypeptidase activity. Gene Ontology annotation, biological process: proteolysis.